UUAUUCUUGUGUGGGAUUUUGGCAACAUGGUCAAGUUCAGAUCAUACCCAAUGAUCUCGGUAACAGGACUACGCCAUCAUGUGUUGCUUUCACAGAUGUUGAACGUCUAAUCGGUGAAGGUGCCAAGAACCAGGUGGCUAUGAACCCUGCAUGCACCAUCUUCGAUGCUAAACGGUUGAUUGGAAGGAGAUUUAGUGAUGAAACAGUGCAGAAUGACAUGAAGUUAUGGCCUUUCAAGGUCAUACAAGGGGCUAGUGACAAUCCCAAGAUUGUAGUUACAUACAAGGGUGAGCAGAAAAUGUUUUCACCAGAAGAAAUUUCAGCUAUGGUACUUGAAAAAAUGAAAGAGGUUGCUGGGGCAUUCCUUGGUAAAAUUGUACAAGAUGCUGUUAUCACCGUGCCUGCUUAUUUUAGUGAUUCACAACGCCAAGCAACAAAGGAUGCCGGAUAUGUUGCUGGACUUAAUAUUUUACAAAUAAUUAAUGAGCCUACUGCGGCUGCAAUCGCGUAUGGAUUAGAUAUGACAAAUAAUAUAACCUGUGAAACUAACGUGCUUAUUUUUGAUUUGGGUGGUGGUACUUUUGAUGUCUCCAUUGUUACCAUUGAUGGGGAUGGGAAGAUAGAAGUGAAGGCUGUAGCCGGGGACACUCAUUUGGGUGGUCAAGACUUUGAUAACGAAAUGGUGAAUUAUUUCAUUAAUGAGUUUAACCGAAAGCAUAAGGGUGCUAACAUCAGAGAUAAUAAUAAAGCAGUAGGGAGGUUGAGGGUAGCAUCUGAAAAAGCAAAACGCGAACUUUCUUCAACUAUCGAAACUACAAUUGAUAUUGAUGGCUUGCACAUGGGUAUUGAUUUUUCUGCAAGAAUUACUCGUGCAAAGUUUGAAAAUCUUAAUGCAGACUUGUUUGAUAAGUGCAUAGAAACAGUGGAGAGCUGUUUGAGGGAUGCAAAGAUGAAUAAAGAAAAUGUAUAUGAAGUUGUUCUAGUUGGUGGCUCGACUAGAAUACCAAAGGUACAAGAACUGCUGAAAGAAUUCUUCAAUGGAAAGGAGCUUUGUAAGAGAAUCCAUGCUGAUGAGGCAGUUGCAUAUGGUGCAUCAAUUCUUGCUGCAAAGAUACGUGGUGAUACGACUGAAAAGGUUAAGGAUUUGGUGUUUUUGGAUGUCACACCUUUGUCACUUGGUGUGGAGAAACAUGAUGGCACUAUGUCUGUUUUGAUUCCAAGAAACACAAGGAUACCAACCAAAAAGUCAUCAAUUUAUUAUACUGUAAAAGACUAUCAAAGAUCUAUAAAUUUUCCAGUAUAUCAGGGUGAAAGAAUUAGGGGCAAAGACAACAACUUGUUGGGGAGUUUUAAAGUUGAAGUCCCAAUUGCACCAAGGUAUGAAUCAAAAGUAAACGUGGUUUUUGAGAUUGAUGCUAAUGGUAUUUUGAGUUGCUCAGGUGAGGAAGUAACUACUGGCCUAAAAAAGAGGAUGAUAGUUACUAACAACAAGGGAAGGCUUUCAAAUGAAGAGAUUGAUAAGAUGCUGAAAGAUGCAGAAAAGUACAGGCUUGAGGAUCUAGAGUAUAAGAAGAAGGUGUGUGCUCGCAAUGCGUUGGAAGAAUAUAUUUAUGCCGUGAAAACCAAACUCAGGACCGUAGACAAAUAUUCGAAGAAAAAGAUCCAUAAGAACGACCGGCAGAAAAUCGAAAAUAAGAUUGAGAAUGCAAGUCAGUUUGUCAACAUCCAUGAGCUUGCAGGUGUAGAUGAGUAUGAGAUGAUGCGAAAUCAAUUGCAAGCACUAUAUGUUUCCAUCAUUUCCAAAACUGUUUAACACUUGUUUUUGCUACACUGUUAGUGCAUGAAUGUCA
Molecule: messenger RNA, 1850 nt
Organism: Helianthus annuus (common sunflower)
Lineage: Eukaryota; Viridiplantae; Streptophyta; Magnoliopsida; Asterales; Asteraceae
Product: heat shock cognate 70 kDa protein 2
Exons: 2
Coding region: 140-1813 (557 amino acids)
Biological process (GO): protein refolding; cellular response to unfolded protein
Cellular component (GO): cytoplasm
Molecular function (GO): heat shock protein binding; misfolded protein binding; ATP binding
Source: RefSeq, a predicted model, not a curated record